Jatropha curcas is the source of this 1105-nucleotide messenger RNA. The record is from RefSeq and is a predicted model, not a curated record. Lineage: Eukaryota; Viridiplantae; Streptophyta; Magnoliopsida; Malpighiales; Euphorbiaceae.
AUGGCCCAAAACAGAUCACAGUGGCCGGAGCUGCCAUGGAAACCUAAGCUCUCCUAGUAUUUUUUAGGCUUCUUAUCUGACGUUGUCCGUCUCUCUGGUGGGUCCUUCAACCGUUUUCCGAUGAGCUUUUUCAACUUUAGAACUUCUUCAUCCAAGAAACCAAUCAAAGGCGUCAAAACCACUGAUAUCACCGUUGAUAAGAAGCGAAACCUAUGGUUUCGCCUCUACAGUCCCAGUUCCCAUGCAACCACCACCACAAAUGGCGGUGGCUUGCCAGUUAUUUUUUUCAUCCACGGCGGUGGUUUUACUCUGUUUGCACCCAAUUCAAAACCUUACGAUGACUUUUGCUACCGUCUUGCUCGCGAACUGUCUGCUAUAAUUAUUUCUGUCAACUAUCGGCUUCUUCCGGAGCAUCGCUAUCCAUGCCAAUUCGACGAUGCUCUUGAUGCUCUGAAAUUCAUAGAUAAUUCAAGAAUAGAAGGCUUUUCAAGCCAAGCCAAUCUAAAACAGUGUUUUAUGGCAGGAGAUAGUGCAGGAAGCAACAUCGUGCAUAAUGUAAUACUAAAAGCAAGUAAGUGUGAAUUUUCUAAUAUAAAAAUAAUUGGAAACAUAUCGAUCCAGCCCUUUUUCGGAGGAGAAGAGAGAACCGAGUCCGAGUUAAGGCUUACAAAAGCUUUAUUUGUUAGUACAGCACGUACAGAUUGGAUAUGGAGGUCAUUCUUGCCGGACGGGUCAAACCGGGACCAUCCAGCAGUGAAUGUAUUUGGACCUAAUUAUUCGGUUGACAUUACCGGAAUGAAGUUUCCGGCAACGAUUGUUUUUGUGGGUGGAUAUGAUCCUUUACAGGAUUGGCAAAAGAAGUAUUGAUAUGAUCCUUUACAGGAUUGGCAAAAGAAGUAUUAUGAAGGGUUGAAGAAAUGUGGGAAAGAAGCUUAUUUGGUAGAAUAUCCAAAUGCUCCUCAUGGAUUUUAUGUUUUUCCUGAGUUGCCUGAAUCUGAUUUGUUCAUUACGAAAGUGAAGGACUUCAUGCAAAAGCAAUUAGCAAUUUAGAACAGAUUAUGUAUUUAGAAGAAUAAUUGGUCUAUAAUUAUCAUCAAAUGUGUGA